Aricia agestis (brown argus) is the source of this 1715-nucleotide messenger RNA. RefSeq names its product ichor (gene ich). The transcript has 3 exons. Gene Ontology annotation, cellular component: nucleus. Gene Ontology annotation, molecular function: DNA-binding transcription factor activity, RNA polymerase II-specific; RNA polymerase II transcription regulatory region sequence-specific DNA binding. NCBI's taxonomy places the organism in Eukaryota, Metazoa, Arthropoda, Insecta, Lepidoptera, Lycaenidae. Gene Ontology annotation, biological process: embryo development; embryonic pattern specification; regulation of transcription by RNA polymerase II. Bases 241 to 1548 code for a protein of 435 amino acids. The record is from RefSeq and is a predicted model, not a curated record.
CCCUGCGGCGUCGGUCGCGGUCGCGCGUGGUCGCGACACUCGGACACAGUGAAUUAUGUUCAUUUGGAUUUGACAGCUGACACUUUGAUUGAUCAUUUCAGGUACCACAAUACCGCGGCAGAGUGUGCGUGGUGCGGCGCCGCGGGACUUCGUACAUGGAGAGCGCUCGCCACUAGCAGAUCUCGCGGCACCGGCAGGGUGGCGGCGUCCAAGUAUGGCGGAGUGGCGGUGAGGCGCGGCAUGAAGUGCGCGGCGGGCGCGGGCGACGAGCUGCUGCUCAGCGCCUGCUGGCUCGAUCCCAAGCUGGACCCGCCGCAGCCGCACGAGCUGCUCGACUCCCUGCUGCCCCCGCCCCUCGCCGAGCUCAAGCCGCUGCCCCCCUUCACCGGCUACACCGGCCACCUCUCCAUCAACGGCAUCUCCGGCCACCACUUCCACGCCAUCGCGCAGCGCCUGCCCGAGGAGAACAACAACUUUCCCACGCCGAGCGGCUACGCCGACCACGACGUCGUCUCCUCCUCCACGUGCGCCGCCGACUCCGAGCCGCCCGACCUCGAGGACAUCAAGCCCUUCCCGCUCGACGCGCCAGCGCCGAAGCCCUACGCGGAGUCCGGGGCGGGUGGCGCGGCCGACUCGUGUGCGGCCUCGUGCUCGCCGCCGACCAAGCUGUUCGACGACAUCAGCUCCAUCGAGGACAUCGCGGCCAUCAUCGGGUCCGCGAUCGCCGACACCACCGUGCCCGGCCAGCCCGACGACCCCGAGCGCAAUGACUCGCGCGACUCCUGGAUGGACAUCGACGCGUGGAUCGGCGGCGCGUGCGGCCAGCAGGACAAAAUCGUGCCGCAGGACCUGGCCGAGUUCGGCGUGCCCGACUCGCCGCCGCCGCAGCCGCAGGGGCUCGACUUCGGCAAGGACUCCGGCCAGUUCACGCGGAGCUCCGACUUCCUGCCGCGGAACCUCGGCCAGGCGGGCUCCACGCUGCAGCAUAUCCUGUCGCAGACCUACAUGCCGAUGCUGCAGAGCCGGCUGCAGAACGGGCCACCCGUGAAGCGCGAGGCGCCGAGCUCGACGAGCUACGGGCUGGACGCGAUCUCGACGUCGUCGCCGCCGGGCAACGCCGUGUCCACGACGGACGGCGCGCUGCUCGACGGCCGCUACUCGCACUACGCGCUCGGUCUCAAGUCGGAGGGCCCCUGCAGCCCGGAGCGGCUGCUGGGCUAUGCGCCGGCGCACACCACCACGGGCACGCCCAAUCGGAGCAAGCGCAGCCGGGCGAAGGGCAAGCAGCCGGGCGGCGGCGUGCACGGCGGGUCUAUGUCGUUCGCGUCGGCGUCGGCGGAGCUGUCGGGGCUGCUGGGCAAGGAGAAGCCGGUGCACCGCUGCGGCAUCUGCAACCGCGGCUUCCUCAACAAGUCCAACAUCAAGGUGCACCUGCGCACGCACACGGGCGAGAAGCCGUUCCGCUGCGACGUGUGCGCGAAAGCGUUCCGCCAGAAGGCGCACCUCAUCAAGCACCAGCAGAUCCACAAGCGGAUCGGCCGGGACUAGGUGCCGCCGUGUGUGCGCGACCCACUGACUGUCUUGUAUAUUACUAAUGUAACUUAAGUUCAUUAACGUAUUACUCGGAAACUUUGUAGUAACACAGGAAAAGUGCAAUGUUAACUAGUUUUAAGUAUCCAUAUUGUUUCUUGUAGAUAAUAUUUUUAUAUCGUUGC